CCGGAUCUCAUUCUGAGUCCAAACUAACAGAGAGCAUCUAAUGGAAGUACAGAGAAGUGUCGUGUCCCAACAAAGCACCACCACCACCACCACCACAAGCAGCAGCAGCAGCAUGUGUGAGUCCACGCAGAGAUCCUGCGAGCCUCGCCGAAAGAGAGUGGAUGAGCGCAGUGCGCCCUCGGAGAUGUCCAGGAUUAUCACCGAUCCUGCCACGGGGAAGUGUUACUGCCGUGGAAAAGUUUUGGGAAAGGGAGGGUUCGCUAAAUGCUACGAGAUGACCGACCUCUCCACCAGCAAAGUUUACGCAGCCAAAAUCAUUCCACAUGCGCGCGUCUCCAAACCUCACCAACGGGAGAAGAUUGACAGAGAAAUUGAGCUGCACAGAGCACUGCACCACAAACACAUAGUGCACUUUUAUCACUAUUUUGAGGACAAGGAGAACAUCUACAUCCUGUUGGAAUACUGUAGUAGAAAAUCGUUAGCCCAUAUCCUUAAGGUUCGUAAGGUGCUCACUGAGCCAGAGGUGCGUUAUUAUCUGAGGCAGAUUGUGUCUGGUUUGAAGUACCUGCACGAACAAGAAAUCCUUCACAGAGACCUGAAACUUGGUAACUUCUUUGUGAGCGAGUCCAUGGAGCUGAAGGUCGGGGACUUUGGUCUGGCUGCCAAGUUGGAGCCGGCGGGAAACAGGAGGAAGACGAUCUGUGGAACUCCCAACUACCUGUCCCCCGAGGUGCUAAACAAGCAGGGCCACGGCUGUGAAUCAGACGUUUGGGCCCUUGGCUGUGUCAUGUACACCAUGUUGUUGGGCAGACCACCAUUUGAAACCACCAACCUGAAGGAAACGUACAGGUGUAUUAGAGAGGCCCGGUACUCCCUGCCCUCGUCCCUGUCACCACAGGCUAAGCAGUUAAUUGCCAGCCUGCUCGCCAAGACCCCCGAGGACAGACCCAACCUGGAUCUCAUUCUGAGGCAUGACUUCUUUACACAGGGCUUCAGUCCAGAGCGUCUGCCGGCUAGCUGUUGCCAUUCAGCUCCAGAUUUCCACGUCUCCAGUCCAGCCAAGAGCUUCUUCAAGAAAGCUGCUGCCGCACUCUUUGGUGGGAAGAGAGACAAGGUCAAAUACUACGAAACACUGAAUAAGUUAACCAAAGAGGAAGAGGAGAUUUACAAACUGCAGCAUGACCUGGAGAGAACUGUCAUCAGCCAGCAACAGAGCAAAAAGAUUUCUGAGAAUGGAAGUCUACUUCCGCCAUCUGCAGAGAGCCACGUUGCCCUGGCAACAGAGAGCCAGUCUCCAGCUACGCAAGACACCAUCCGUCUGAUUGUAAGGGGAAGUCUGGGGAGCUGCAGCAGCAGCAGUGAAUGUCUGGAAGACAACACAACAGGCAGUGUGGCCGAGACUGUUGCGAGCGUGUUGAGGGGAUGUUUGGAGAAUAUGCCUAAAGCAGACGACGUUCCUCAAGGCUCGACGAGCUGCAGCCUUCAGUGGGUGACAAAAUGGGUGGACUACUCCAACAAGUACGGCUUUGGCUACCAGUUGUCUGAUCACACCGUGGGAGUCCUCUUCAACAAUGGCACUCACAUGAGCCUCCUGCCUGACAGAAAGACCAUCCAUUAUUAUGCAGAGUUGGGCCAGUGCUCUGUUUUCCCCACCUGUGAGGUUCCGGAACACUUUGUGGGCCAAGUGACUGUACUCAAGUACUUUUCUCACUACAUGGAGGAAAACCUCAUGGAUGGCGGGGAUUUGGGCAGUAUGACAGACGCACACAUGCCCAGACUCUACCUGCUGCAAUGGCUCAAGUCCGACCGCGCCCUCAUGAUGCUCUUUAACGAUGGCACAUUCCAGGUCAACUUUUACCACGACCACACCAAAAUCAUCCUGUCCUGCCAGCAAGACGAGUACAUGCUGACAUACAUCAACGAGGACCGCGUCUCAAAAACCUUCAAACUCAGCUCCCUGCUGACGUGCGGCUGCCCCACCGAUCUGCGUGAUCGCAUGGUGUACUCCCUCAACAUGCUGCUGCAGAGGUGCAGCUAAAGCCAACGAGGACACGUCCCGGAAUCGUGUGAAGUAACGCUCCAUCCAACGCACUGUGUCCCAGCGGAAUGAUGAUUAAGACGGGAUCUGCUAAGACCGGUGGGACCAAAGAUGAACUUGUGCUAAGUGAAUGAAUAUUCCUCCACUGCUGCACCUUUGUGACUCAGCAGAGGCGCGGGGGAAAACGAGAGACUGGACGGAAUAGAGAUAAAGAAAUGUAGCACAAUAACAGUGGAUUGAAAAGGGCUGAUUUGUUUUGUCAAUUGUUCUACGAGAGAAAGGGCUGAGUUAUGUUGGUACGAAUGUGAACCCCAGAUGUUUUGGGGGGGUGGGGGGUGGAAAAGAGGGAUAAUUGGAAAGUAAAGUCAAAAGCUGGGCUGGCACCAGCGUAAUCAUGUACAGAGGUGUAGUAAAAGGUGUUUAUCGAGGACGUCCAAGUAGAGCGACGCUCUGAGUGCAACCGGACUGUGGAAUAUUGUAAAUGAUGUACAGUGUAUGUCACAACCAAGUCAGCAGUGCAAAAGAGGUGAUCUGAGUGUGUGUGUGUGUGUGUGUGGAUGCUCCAGAACUUAGCUGUUUAUGUGUGAGUGGGAGGGUUGAAAUAUCACACACAUUUUUCAAUACUGUGAUUUGUUCUCCUCACUGACAGAUGGACUCAGUACACUGAGCUGAGGAGUAAAAUGUGUGUGUGUGUGUGUGU
This is a messenger RNA of Solea senegalensis (Senegalese sole), 2738 nucleotides long. RefSeq names its product polo-like kinase 2b (Drosophila) (gene plk2b). Lineage: Eukaryota; Metazoa; Chordata; Actinopteri; Pleuronectiformes; Soleidae. The transcript is spliced from 14 exons. Gene Ontology annotation, cellular component: nucleus; cytoplasm; centrosome. Gene Ontology annotation, molecular function: protein binding; ATP binding; protein serine/threonine kinase activity. Gene Ontology annotation, biological process: regulation of cytokinesis; protein phosphorylation; mitotic cell cycle. The record is from RefSeq and is a predicted model, not a curated record. Bases 41 to 2038 code for a protein of 665 amino acids.